Messenger RNA from Ruditapes philippinarum (Manila clam), 1271 nucleotides. RefSeq lists its product as uncharacterized. NCBI's taxonomy places the organism in Eukaryota, Metazoa, Mollusca, Bivalvia, Venerida, Veneridae. The record is from RefSeq and is a predicted model, not a curated record.
GUAUUUAGUAGUAAAUUUUACGCUUACAGUUCCCCCCGAGUGUACACCGGAUAUUUAUGUUUAACACUUACCAACGUUAGACUGGUGGUCCUUGGAUACCGCGGUUCUCUCAAACCAAAUAAAUUGAUAAUAACUUAAUCUAUGUUAGAUUUGAUGGGAUUUUAAUUGGAAAUUUUAGGUUUCAAGUGACGGAUAAAUUAUUUUAAACAUGGCACAAUUACAUUCGGCUGCGGAAGCUUUAAAUUGGAAUGAAGGACAGGAGACUAUCAUGUUACCACUACACGCUGCCGACUCAAACAUCGACAGAUUCAACAAAGCUUACAAUGCCUCGGGCGCCACUACAUACGGGUUCAAAGGUUUUCCUGAGAUGAACAUGCUGCAGCCAAAGCGCCCUCUACGACACCAGCCGUCUGCAGAUAUCACAUCAGAUGUAAAUAGAUAUUUUAGAAAAGAUUCACCUCCAGAUUGGAACCAAGGACAAAAUCCCCCACCAAGAAUGGCUUCACCACCCCCACAAGAACAUAAACAAGAACCUAACUGGCUGGAGCCCAAGAGAAAUUCACCACCCCCAGCAAUGCCUCCACCGGAACAUGUGAAUCAAACAAUUUCUCCAAGAUAUCAAGAUGAACAACCAUCUUACAGAAAAGAGCCAGUCAUCCGUGACCCUUUCAGACAGUUGUCGUCAGCUGAGAAAAGGAAGAAGAUAGAUGAGUUUUAUGUAGCUGAGGAGGAUUUAGCGAUGGCUCGUCAACGAAAGGAAAAAGAAAAAUAUGAUAAGAUUGAAGAGCAAAGAAAGAUAAGGGAAUUGCAGGAUUCCUACAAACCCUGGGGCCGCCCAGGGGGUGGGGCCCCAAAUAGAAUUCGUCAAAUGCAGGAAGAAUUUCAUCCAUACGGACUUCCUGGAGGCGGAGCUCCUGUUGCAAAGGCUCUAGCUGCUCAGUAUCAACCCUUUGGUCGACCAGGUGGUGGUGCCCCAGCAGGUGAUAAUAGAAAAAUGAAAUUUACAGAGUAUCAGCUCCAUAAGGAAACAGAACCAAAAUAUAAUGUUCCUGUAGGGUAUGAUCAUGGAACCCCAGUUCCUUCCCACCCUGUGUUUGGUGAAGAUUUAGCUUGGGAUGAGAUGAAGUAUGGAGAUGAAAACAGAGGAAUGGAAAGGGUAAGGACUGAUUUGGAAAAGAGACCAAUGCCAGAAAGAAAAGAAGCGUUUGGUCGUGCAGCAACUAUGCCGAUGGUACGGAGUUCUUACUCCGACUCAUAUCGGCCGAGAUCUG